ACUGUCAAUUGACAAAUGUCAUCUCAUUGGAUUUACUUGGUGGCGUAAAUGAUUGUUAUUUGUUUAUUUUCCUGCUGGUAUAAAUAUUUAUAAUUCAAAUCGCAUGUGAAGUUCAUUUAUAAGUUAGCUAUUCGCGAUUCAAGAUGUUACGUACAAAGAUUUACAUAGCUAUUAGCACUUUAGGCUCAAUCUUAGGUAUUGCAGCUUUUAUAUGUUUUUGUCUAGUUUACGCCAACGUAGAGGCUGGAAUGUGGGCAUUGUUGUCCGGUAUACAUGCAUGUUUAACCCUUGUUUUGCACUGUCAUUAUCUGAAGGAGUCUUUGCAUGUUAACUUCUCAAGGAAAGCUUUGCAAUAUCUCGGAGAUUUUGGAAUUGUCGGCUUUGUAUCUGGAUUAGCUCUGACAUUAUUUUACACAUUCUUGGAAUUCUAUUAUAAACAAGGUGUCAUUCCAGUUCAGACGAGUAUCGUAAUCCGUUUGAUAUGGUCGUUUGCGAUGAUGAAAUGGGGUCUAACUCUCUAUUUGUUCACUAAGAAAUAUUUACGUACAUACAAUGAUCACCAACUAUUCUCCGAGAAUCCUAAUAUUGAAGAAACAUAAAUCUAUAGUCGGUUUGACUCCUAUCACUUGUAUUACAUGAUUUCGUCCCUUUCACUCUCUUUUGACAAAACGAAGACAACAUAAGUAUUGGCAGUGGAGUUUUACGGUUAGCUAAAAUAUUUGUGAUUGAACCUGAAUUAUAUUAAGUUUAAAUAGUUA
Messenger RNA from Papilio polytes (common Mormon), 758 nucleotides. RefSeq lists its product as uncharacterized. Lineage: Eukaryota; Metazoa; Arthropoda; Insecta; Lepidoptera; Papilionidae. Gene Ontology annotation, molecular function: heme transmembrane transporter activity; heme binding. The transcript has 3 exons. The coding region runs from base 144 to 599 and encodes 151 amino acids. The record is from RefSeq and is a predicted model, not a curated record. Gene Ontology annotation, cellular component: lysosomal membrane; plasma membrane. Gene Ontology annotation, biological process: heme transport.